AUGCUGCUCAGCGCUUUCCUGGCACUAACUUUUUCACUGCUCGCGACUGCAGGUGACGACGGUGGCUUGACUGGGCCUACAAGCAGCACAGAAGCGGCAGGCUACUCCUGCGACCCGGCAAAGUGCAAGCUGCCGAAAUGCAAUUGCGCGAGCACCAGUCCGCCCGGAGGACUCGAUCCGAAAGACGUUCCGAUGUUCGUCAUCUUCACCGCCGACGACGCCGUCCAGUCAUACACGCUUGACGCCGUCAACCAGUUCCUCGCGCAGCGCAGUAACCCAAAUGGCUGCCGGCCCAAGAUGACAUACUUCACGUCGCUCAACUACACCAACUACACACUUGUCACCGACUGGUAUGUUGCCGGCAACGAGAUCGCCGACCACACGAUGACACACGUUGGAGACCCGUCUGAGGCAGAGAUCAACGGGAAUCUUGUCGCGCUCAACUCCCUAGCGGGCAUUCCGUAUACCGCUAUUCAAGGCUUCCGCGCACCAUACCUCAAUUACUCGGUCGACACGCUGAAGCUGCUCGCCAAAGCAGGGUUCACAUAUGAUUCGUCCGCCUCCGCCUCCAUCCCCGUGGUCGAAAAAGGGACGGACGCGUUCUGGCCUUACACGCUCGACAACGGCAUGGCAAACGACUGCCUCCAGGUCCAAGGCUCCUGCAAAGGCCAGCCCGUCCUUCCAGGCUUUUGGGAGAUCCCCAUGUAUGCCUUUUUCGACAACAAGGGGCCCGCCGGCCCACACCUCAUGGACCCCUGGCUGGACUUCGCCAACGGGGCCUCCAAAAUCAACGAUUCAGCCACCCUUGAAUACAUGAAGAAUACUUUUACCGCUCAUUACGACAGAAACCGCCAACCCAUCGGGCUAUACCCCGCAGCCGCGAUCGUGAUUCGUAAUCUCGCUGAGUCAGAUCAAAAGCAGCGCAAAGAGGUUUUUCUGUCCCUCACGACCGUCUCAGCCCCGCGCUACCGUGGCGCAGCCAUAGCCUCCGUCUCCCUCAUAGCCUUGCCUGUCGCUACCACAGCCCGGGCCGUUGUAACCACAGCCGCCACCUGUUUCCACCACAGCCUGCCGUUCCCAUGGCUGGUGACCAAGUGCGUUGUCUGGAUCGUAUCUAAUGAGCAGCUGCUCGCCUGGGUGCAGAACCCCGUUCCGGUGUCCCAACUUGAUUCCGUUCCGGCCCUAAAGUGCGCUGCGUCCAAGAUCGAUCCCGGAGCCAAGAUCUGCAGCGGCAUCCCCGGGAACGAGGCCGGCCUCCUCAGCCACUGCGAGUUCCCGGACUUCCCCUUCUACACCUGUUACGGCUGCCCGCAGAUCAUGCCCACGCCAGACAACCCAAAUCCACCGCAACGUGUCCCUGAUGGCCAGCCCGCCCGACAGCGAGUGCCCGCAAACUGUUCUACGCCCUUCUGGGACCCGAUCGCGGGCAAAUGCACCUGCUCCGCGGCGGACUGUCGGUUCAGCGACAUCUCCCGCCCCAUCGGUCCUAAUGGCGCGAACCUUACCGGCGGUGGGGCAGGCGGCUCGCCCGGUACCGCUACGGGCUCUUCGCCGACACCGUCGUUUGUACCUUUCAACGGGAACAGCGGGAGCCGGAGUCUUCGUCCUGCUUUAUGGGCGGCACCAUUUGCGAUCAUGGUCCUAAUCGGUGCAACCUAUGGCGUAUUCCAAGUUGUGUAA
This is a messenger RNA of Mycena indigotica, 1680 nucleotides long. RefSeq names its product Carbohydrate esterase family 4 protein. NCBI's taxonomy places the organism in Eukaryota, Fungi, Basidiomycota, Agaricomycetes, Agaricales, Mycenaceae. The coding region runs from base 1 to 1680 and encodes 559 amino acids. The record is from RefSeq and is a predicted model, not a curated record. Gene Ontology annotation, molecular function: hydrolase activity, acting on carbon-nitrogen (but not peptide) bonds. The transcript is spliced from 8 exons. Gene Ontology annotation, biological process: carbohydrate metabolic process.